GCCGCGGCGGGCGGGGGCAGGCAGCGCAGGCGCGGAAUGAAGGCCCGCGGCCCUGGGGGCUGAGGCGCCCGCCGCCUGGGGCGGGCCGCGCGUCCUCAUGGAGGCCGGAGAGGAACCCCUGCUGCUGGCUGAACUCAAGCCGGGGCGCCCCCACCAGUUUGAUUGGAAGUCAAGCUGUGAAACCUGGAGUGUGGCCUUCUCUCCAGAUGGUUCCUGGUUCGCCUGGUCUCAAGGACACUGCGUGGUCAAGCUGGUACCCUGGCCCUUAGAGGAGCAGUUUAUCCCUAAAGGAUUCGAAGCCAAAAGCCGAAGCAGCAAGAAUGAUUCAAAAGGACGGGGCAGUCUGAAGGAGAAGACACUGGACUGUGGCCAGAUUGUAUGGGGGUUGGCCUUCAGCCCAUGGCCCUCUCCACCCAGCAGGAAACUCUGGCUCCGUCACCAUCCCCAGGUGCCUGAUGUCUCCUGCCUGAUCCUGGCCACAGGUCUCAACGACGGACAGAUCAAGAUUUGGGAGGUGCAGACAGGGCUCCUGCUCCUGAAUCUUUCUGGCCACCAAGAUGUUGUGAGAGAUCUGAGCUUCACACCCAAUGGCAGUUUGAUUUUGGUCUCUGCAUCCCGGGAUAAGACUCUUCGCAUUUGGGACCUGAAUAAGCACGGUAAGCAGAUCCAGGUGCUGUCCGGCCAUCUGCAGUGGGUUUACUGCUGCUCCAUCUCCCCUGACUGCAGCAUGCUGUGCUCUGCAGCUGGUGAGAAGUCGGUCUUUCUGUGGAGCAUGCGAUCUUACACACUAAUUCGGAAACUAGAAGGCCACCAAAGCAGUGUUGUCUCCUGUGACUUCUCUCCCGAUUCCGCCUUGCUCGUUACAGCUUCGUAUGACACCAGUGUGAUCAUGUGGGACCCCUACACCGGCGAGAGGCUGAGGUCACUUCAUCACACUCAGCUCGAAGCCCCCGUGGAUGACAGUGAUGUCCACAUGAGCUCCCUGAGGUCUGUGUGCUUCUCCCCUGAAGGCCUGUAUCUUGCUACAGUGGCAGACGACAGGCUCCUCAGGAUCUGGGCUCUGGAACUGAAGGCUCCCGUUGCCUUUGCUCCUAUGACCAAUGGUCUCUGCUGCACAUUCUUCCCACACGGUGGAGUUAUUGCCACAGGGACGAGAGAUGGCCAUGUCCAGUUCUGGACGGCUCCGCGAGUCCUGUCCUCACUGAAGCACUUAUGCAGGAAAGCCCUCCGACGUUUCCUGACUACGUAUCAAGUCCUAGCACUGCCAAUCCCCAAGAAGAUGAAAGACUUCCUCACGUACAGGACUUUGUAGCAGCGCCAGCCCCCAUCUCCUGCAGCAGAACCAGUACCAGGGACUGGCGAGGAUGGAGCCAGGCAGACCACGCUGGACCAGUGUGGACCUUCCUCCCCAUGGCAUGUGCAAGUAGGUCUGAGUGAUCCCACUUCCGUGGUGCCAGCCUUACCUCGCCUUCGUCCGUUGUGAGCAGCCUUUGUCAGUCUAGUUGUGUUGAAGCCAAGUGCAGUUGUGGAAGUCGUGUGGGUAAUAAAAGCAAGCAGGCUCCAGAGCCUCUCUGGUGGUGGCCAAGUCCACACUCCCUUAACUGGGAAGUGCCUGCCACGUAGGGUCCCUGCAGCCUAUUUCCAGGCAGCAGCUGCAUGGUUUGAAGUUCCCUCUGUUCUGGUGAGAGGAACUUUGAUAUUUGCUUCCUUACUCAGCUGCACACAAACUGGGCUGUGCUCCUCACCAAACACUAGUACCGGCUUUUAUUUUCCUUUAAACAGUGGUGUGCAUGUGUAGAAAAUGACAAACGAGUAUAUCAGAUCAUACAAGGAGGUGUUCCUCAACUGCAUGACGGUCAGACGGCCAUUAUCAGCAUCAUAUUUAUUUGUGUUUUCUCAGCAGAUACUAAGGUACAACUGUGUUUUCUCAAUUGUCUCUAAGAACCAGGGUUCUUAAGUGGCCCAGUUGUGGAGCCAAGUCUUAGCUGUGUGGAGUCAGUGUUGAUGUCACUGGCUUGUGCUGUCACGUGCGUUUGUCUCUGCUGCUUGACCUCACGGGAUUUACCCUCCAACUCCAACUGCCCAGAACAGACAGCCCCUUCCAAGCACCGUUCUUUGGCAGCGGUAGCAGCUACCUAUUCAAGACGCCUCACACAAAAUCUGCCUUAGGAAAGUUAAUAUAUUUUAAAUUAUUUUAAAAGAAACAGCAUCCUACUCUUGGGCCUUUCUUAAUUGAUGCUUUAUGGAGGCAGUGCUAACAUUGCAGUGUGCACAGGAUCCCCUCUGUUAUUUGAAGAAGUACAUUGCAAAUGAGGCUUUCAUUGAAGGGAGAAAAGAGAAAAAGAAAAA
Messenger RNA from Rattus rattus (black rat), 2349 nucleotides. RefSeq names its product WD repeat and SOCS box containing 2 (gene Wsb2). Gene Ontology annotation, molecular function: protein binding. The record is from RefSeq and is a predicted model, not a curated record. Gene Ontology annotation, biological process: intracellular signal transduction. Bases 98 to 1312 code for a protein of 404 amino acids. The transcript has 9 exons. Lineage: Eukaryota; Metazoa; Chordata; Mammalia; Rodentia; Muridae.